AUGCGAGUGGUCCCAGUUUUCUUGGUUUUCUUGUCUCUCUUUUGUUUUUGUGGAUCAGAGAAUGCAGAAUCUAAUGCUGAAGAAACCCAGUCUCAGCAGGUUGAGCCUGCCCAGACAGCUGAGCAAGACACGUACCUCAUAGGAGAAUGCUUAAGCAACCGGUACACACACAAGUCCUGUGAGAAAGUUUUUUGUCACCCAUGGGAACGAUGUGUGGAGGGAAAGUGUCUUUGCAAGCUUCCCUACCAGUGCCCAAAGAACGGCUCUUCAGUUUGUUCUACCAAUGGAAAGUACUUCCAUACUUACUGUCACCUAAAGAGCUAUGAGUGUCAACGUCCCGAAGCAAAGUUCCUGCACAAGGGAAAAUGCAUGUCUGCAGAAACAUUUUCAAUCUCUCUGGGCCAUGGAGAUUCAAGUUUGCUUCGAGUAAAACCUGUGAAUCAAAAGAACGACAUUUUUGUAUGUGGUAGCGAGUGGACUAUGAAUGAAGCAAACGUGGCUUGCAAGCACCUUGGCUUUGAAUUAGGUGCUGAAUAUUACCAAGCCAAUUCCAGCAUCACAGAAUCUGCCUUAAAUUCGUUGCACUGUCUGCAAAUAACUUGCAGGGGCCUAGAGACAAGUCUUGCUGAAUGUCACAUAGAGAUGAAAUCAAGAGAUAGUAAUGAGGGAUUUGUUAGCCUUCAGUGCCAUGAAAAUCUCAGAGCUUGUUCAGACGGUGAGUUUCCUUGUGUCAACAAGAAGUGCAUUUCUUUGAAUAAAGCCUGUGAUGGAAUCAAUGACUGUGGAGACCUAAGUGAUGAACUGUGCUGUAGAGAGUGCAGAGACAACAGCUUCCACUGUCGGUCAGAUAUCUGUAUUCCAAAUAAGAAUGUCUGCAACAAAGAAGUUGACUGCCUCACAGGAGAAGAUGAAGCUCGAGUUCUCUGUGCAGGCAAAGACAAAGGUGCUGAAAAUCACAGUAUGGAUGAAGAAAGAAAAAUGAUAAAGACACUUCUUCCCCAAGUACACUGCGGAAUUACAAAUCACACAUUAACUCGACGGAAAAGAAUUGUAGGUGGAGAGACUGCAAGAAAGGGUGAAUUCCCUUGGCAAGUGGCAAUUCAAGAUACUAACAAUGAAGGUUCAACAGUGUACUGUGGAGGGGUUUAUAUUGGUGGCUGUUGGAUUCUGACUGCUGCACACUGUGUCAGGGCAAAUCGAGUUCAUCAGUAUCGUAUCUGGACUGGACUGUUGGAUAUAAUACUGUUAAACAAAGAGACCGAUACUUUCAGACUAAAGCAACUGAUAAUCCAUGAAAAUUAUAGUGCAUCAACUUACGAAAAUGACAUCGCUCUGCUGGAGCUGCGAGGUUUUGGGAAAGAAUGCUCCCUGGAAUACACCACACCUGCCUGUAUCCCCUGGUCAGAGUAUAUGUUCAAGUCUGGUGACAGGUGCAAGGUUUCUGGAUGGGGACUAGAGAAAGGUUACACCAAACAAUAUACCCUCAAGUGGGGCAAUGUUAAUUUAUUUCAGAAUUGUUCUGAACUAUACCCAGGACGAUUUUUCAAAAAAAUGGCAUGUGCAGGUACUUAUGACGGCUCCAUAGACAGUUGCAAAGGUGAUUCAGGAGGACCCUUGGUCUGUUUUGACGCAGAAAACGUGGCGUAUGUCUGGGGUCUAGUGAGCUGGGGUGAGAACUGUGGGGAGGCUGGUCACCCUGGCGUGUACACAAAAGUUGCCAGCUAUUACGACUGGAUUAGCCACCACGUGACAAGGAGUCUCAUUUCGCGGUACAACAUCUGA
This is a messenger RNA of Tauraco erythrolophus (red-crested turaco), 1782 nucleotides long. RefSeq names its product complement factor I (gene CFI). Gene Ontology annotation, cellular component: membrane. NCBI's taxonomy places the organism in Eukaryota, Metazoa, Chordata, Aves, Musophagiformes, Musophagidae. Gene Ontology annotation, molecular function: serine-type endopeptidase activity; protein binding. Gene Ontology annotation, biological process: proteolysis. The record is from RefSeq and is a predicted model, not a curated record.